AUGGCCGCCUGCUCCCUGUGCCCCUGUGCUCUGCGUGGAGCUCGGGUGGGUGAGGGUGAGAAAAGGCCCUCCCAGAGGAAACGCUUCAAUUUCGGUGUUUUCACCCUUUCCGGGCCCCUGCCUCACGCCGGCGCCGGGGGGUCCGCUCCCUUCCAGGCCGGUUUGCCCUCGGUCUCUGCCCCCCGGGACGGGCCGGGGCCCGCACCCCGCCUCGGCCGCGGGCACAAGAUGGCGGCGGCCGCGCGGGAGCUGGAGGAGCGGCUGCGGGAGGCGGCGGCGCUGGGGGACGUGGAGGAGGUGCGGCGGCUGCUGGGCCAGGGGGGGGACAUCAACUCCCGCAACGAGAUCAACGGCUGGACCUGCCUGCACUGGGCCUGCAAGAGGAACCAGGCCCAGGUGGUCUCCUGCCUGCUGGGUGCUGGGGCGGACAAGCACAUCCUCACCGCCGAGGGAGAGCUGGCCGUGCAGUUAACUUCCAAACCAGACAUCAGGAAGAUUUUGGGAGAGGAAGAAACUGAAUGUCAAGGAGUGAAGGAUUUAAAUUUGCCAAUUGUUGCGAACUGCUUGGCCAACCCGCCGUUCCCUGGAGUCUCCCUGGAGGACAGCAGCGUUCCAGGCAGCUUGGCUGAAUCCCAGCCCGAAACCGCUUCCACCUCCUCUGCUUCCCAGCGCGAGACCAGCCCCUGUUCCUCGGCAGCUCCGGUUGACAGCGUAGGCACCCCCACGUCAUGCAACAGCGACGAGGAUUUCCCCGCGCUGGAGGCGGCAGCGGAGCCGCCCGCCCCGACACCAGCUCUCGUGACACCCCCGUGUGCCGAGGCCGGAGCCCCCAACGGCCCCGUUUGCCAACCGGCCCAGACCCACAGCGCCCGGCUCUGCUCGCCCCCCGCACCGCCCCACGCCGACUCACCCACCGGCCCCGCACCGGCCUUUCAGCCCGUUUUCUUUACUGGAACCUUCCCCUAUAACAUGCAAGAACUUGUGCUUAAGGUGAGGGUCCAGAACCUGAGAGACAAUGACUUCAUUGAAAUUGAGCUGGACAGACAAGAACUGACCUACCAGGAUCUGCUCAGAGUGAGCUGCUGUGAACUGGGCGUUAAGCCGGAGCACGUAGAGAAGAUCAGAAAAUUACCUAAUACACUAGUGAGAAAGGAUAAGGAUGUUGCCAGACUUCAGGACUUCCAAGAGCUGGAGUUAGUUCUUGUGAAAAGCGACAGCUCUCCUUUCAGAAAUGCUGCAUCAACGUUGACUGAGAGACCGUGCUACAACAGCAGAGCAUCCAAACUGACUUACUGACUCUUCUAGAUGCAUCUAGAGCGUGAAAACCUGGUAAUUAUAUGCUGCUGCCUUGGGAAGGCAGUGAAUUAAGUGUGUAUAAAACCUUAAGUUAUUGUUAGGGUUACUAUUUUAACUAAUAGUUUAUCUUUUAUAUUUAAUAUCCCCUUUGCUUUUAUUUUUUUACUUGAUACUGUAUUGAGAUAAGGGAUACCUCAUUUGUCUACUAAAAUCACAUGCUUCCAAUGAAGUUUAUUGGCUGUAUUUGGCAACAGAGGGCAGGAAAGACUUAAUUACUGAUAUGAAAAGCAUGUUGAGUACUCCCACUCUUUGACCAAAUAAGAGUCACAGAAAAGACAUUCAGGAAAUUGUGUAUGUCUCUGUGUGUAUUUUUUUUUUAAACUUCCUGAUUAAGUUAAAAGUCAGUCCGUUUGGCAUAAAAUGAACAGUUGCUCUCUAAAAACGUGAAACUUGCAAGUCCUUAAUCUCUUGUCCCUUAACUAAGACCUACCAAGAUGUGUUGUCUUUCCUGCUGGGGUAAGAAAUACUUAAUGCUCUGAAGUGACAGGAGAAAAAUUUCACUGGGUUGAAAAUAAGUGGACUAAGUGUCAACAGUUAAACAUUUGUUUCUUUCCCAUAUGAGAAUAUUUUAAGUUAAUCCCCCCACAAAAAAUUAUGGAAGACUCUCUCUUAAUUAAGGAGCUUUUCUGUCACAAAGCAAAUUAAAGUGUCCUUUUAAAAGAAAGCCCUAAUGUAUCAGGAGAUAGGGAGAGGAUGACAAAUCUGUGCCCAUGGUUUUAUUGAUUUAUCUUCCCCAACAACAUGAGAAGACUAUGCAUUACUCACACCAGAAGUCAGUUCUGUUAAUCAGGCUGACUUGGUUAUAGCCCACCUUCACAGACCAGUUACGGGCUGUGUGGUUAAUUAAUUUCUGCUGUGUGAGGAGCAGGAGAAGCACAACAGUAUACUCUUGAGGUAUCACAACUAUAAGGAGCACACCAUUGAUUACUCAUACUAAACUGAAAAUAUGUACCAUUAGCAAAUAAAUAACCUGUAACUUUACGUGUUGCACAGUCUACUGUCACUUUACAGUGUCUGAAGUUUUAGCCAGGUGAGUACUGAAAGGGCUGAAUGCCUCCAGGUGCUUCCCACUGAUAUUUUUUAGUGGUGGUGGGGGGAAACCCCAACCAGACUCUCACUAAGCUACAGACUACUUUACUUAACUUGCAUUUAAGCAAGUCAGAAAUUAAAACAUUAAUCUGGGGUUUUAUGAAUGGCAAAAUUCAUCAUUAAAACACACCCUGAAGUCACUCCCUUUCAGUCUGAACAAAGUAUUUAAGUCACAGCAUUGCUGGAGUAUUAACAGCCUGAAGUUUUUCCUGUUAUAUAUAUAUUAUAUAACUCCAAAGUUAUACCUUAGGAGGCUUUUAUUUUUUUCUUUUGUACCAAAACCUAUGAUGAUGACCUUUGCACCAAAAACCUUAAUUGGGUCCUGAGGUGGGUGAGGGAGGUUUUAUCUGGACAUGAGCUGCUUCCCCCCCCCGCCAAAUGUAUUGAUUUUCCUCUGUCUCUGCUUUAUUAAGCUGUGUUGAAGAUAGUUUGUGCACAGCUGGUGCAGGGUUUGUUGUUGUUGAUUGGGAUUGUAAUGCUGACAUUCAGAACAGAACUAGUACAAUCAGGAUGUUUUGGUAGGAGCAGUGUGGCUGCCACCCUGCCUGAGCUCCCACAGCACAGCCCCUGUACCCCCAAAUGUGGCUCCUCCAAGUGCAGUAAAGGCACUGCAUAUAAAAUACAGAACCCCCUUCUGCCAGCAGAAGAGAUGCUUGGCUCUGGCCUCAGGAUGUCACCAAGUUGCUCUAGGCUUAAAAUGCCUGCUUAGUGCAUUCAAAAUAAUUAUCAUCCUUUCCCACUUGCUCUCUAUCCCUCUCAUUACCUGAACUCUGCUAAUUCCCCCUCCUCAGUCCUGGCCCUCUCUCUCCUGGAGCUGGGCUACUUCAAAGGCUGAUUUAACUCCUGGGAAGCUCAAGACUGUGACACAGGAUGAAGUAAAAUUUCUUAACUAUAACUCCCGCUUUGUUUCUCUUGUAGAACAGGAAAGGAGUUUUUACUUUAACAAAUAUAUUUAUUUUUUCAGCACAGCUUGGAAACUAGUUCAGAUUACGUGCAAUAACUGUUUGAAAAACAGUAGUGGUUCAAUGGCUCAAAAUGAAGAAUAUCUAAUUUCUUUUCAGUUCCUUUGUUUAGGGAAUCAGUGUAAAGACUGCCUCCACUAAUUACUGAGCAUUCAGCUAUAGGAGCAGCUGGUUAAAAAUAAAAAAAGCUUUAUUUGCUCUAGUUUCCACAGAGUAACUGUUAAUGUUAUAAGACUAAAACUUUAAUCAUGAUCUGACUGUAAUAAUAACAGUAAGUCUAUGCAUUCAGAGAAAUAUUUUUGUAUGUUUUAUGCAGUUUGAUAAACUCUAAGGCACACUAGUUACGUUAACUGGGUUUUGUUGUUUUGUUUCAUUUUUUCUCCUUUGAACAAUAAAGCGUUGGUGUGACAACUGAAACUAAGUUUACAAAACUUACUGUUCUUCCAAGGACAACUUUUGUUUGCACUACAAACUUGUACUGAACUGACAUUGCUAUUCUUCACUUAUAUUAAAGUAUCAGUUGUUUCAAUUA
This is a messenger RNA of Calidris pugnax (ruff), 3939 nucleotides long. Its product is annotated as ankyrin repeat domain-containing protein 40-like. The coding region runs from base 1 to 1296 and encodes 431 amino acids. The transcript has 6 exons. NCBI's taxonomy places the organism in Eukaryota, Metazoa, Chordata, Aves, Charadriiformes, Scolopacidae. Gene Ontology annotation, molecular function: protein binding. The record is from RefSeq and is a predicted model, not a curated record.